AUAGUAAAAGGGCUCAAAUACCGAUUAUUCCUUGGAAUAUUUCUCACAAAGACAAAUAUUUCAUAGAUUUGUUGUGUAGAAACUGUUGCUAGACUAAUUGCAAAGGAAUUGUACCCUGACCUAGUGUAUUAAUAGUACUGCUGCUCAACUUGUCAAGGAAAAUGAUUUCGGAACCUCCAGCUAUCACUCAAGUGCAGGCUGUGUAUAGCUUUAAAGGGAAAAAUAAUGAUGAGUUGAAUUUCAAGAAAGGGGAUAUUAUAACUAUCACUCAGAAGGAAGAAGGUGGUUGGUGGGAAGGAACAUUUGAAGGAAAGACUGGUUGGUUUCCAUCUAACUAUGUCAAAGAUAUAGGAAUAAUUGGUGCAAAGCCACCCCAGACUAUUUUCGCAGUAGAAACUGUUCCAGAACAGCAGACAGUCAAUCGAAAUCUAAUUUUAAAAGAUAUUAUUGAUUCUGAAAAGAGUUACAUCUCAGAAAUGCAGACACUACUAAAGACUGUACUCACACCUCUGGGGAAUUCAGACAUAUUGACAGCUGAUGAAUACAGUAAAAUUGUGAGAAACUUACCAGAAAUUGUAGACCUACAUGCAACUUUUAACAGGUUGUUAGAAGAUUGCUAUGAAAAAUCGAGUCUUGAACAGCGAGUUGGAAGUAUCUUCCUUAGCAUGGCUGAGAAAAUAAAGUCUGCCCACACUGAGUAUUGCAGUAAUCACCCCAGGACUGUCUGUAUCCUUGAAAAUUACAAGGAAAAGUUGGGUUCAUUUGUCGAAGGUCUUGGAGGACGUAGCCCAGGCCUGGUCUUUCUGACUGCCGGGCUUAGUCGUCCCUUUCGACGACUGGAACGCUAUGGAGGUUGUUUGCAAGAACUUGAACGACACAUGGAAGAAUUUCACCCAGAUAGAGGAGAUACUCAACGAUCGGUUUUCGUCUACCAAAACCUUGCUUCGCAUUGCGCUUCCGUACGUCGUCAAAAAGAACAAGAGCUUGAAGUAUUGUGUGGUUCUGUCCGAUGUUGGGAAGGUGACGAACCACAGCGCCUUGGUGAGCUUAUUUACAUGGGACCUGUCAAGAUCACAACAACAACUCCGAUUACAGAAACUAAGGAUCGGCACUUGGUUCUUUUCAGUCAGUGCGUCAUUUUACUCUCAGUGAGCCAACGGUUGUCGGCCUUCGUUUUUGAGAAAAAAUAUAACCUUUCAGGGAUGUCUUUAAACAUACAAGAGGAUUCUGAAACAUCUCGUAGCCUUACAUUCGAACUAUUGGUUUCAGGGUCAGAGAGAAUUAUUGUCAGCUGCCCUUCAAAAGAAGAACGGCUUCGCUUGAUGGAAUUACUUCAGAAACAGAUUCGGAAUCCAACGAUUUCGUCGUCGUCGUCAUCUGCUGUUUCUUGCACUCCCCUACAAAACGUUCCACCCUCAACUUCUAUCCAGUCAGUGCAUCAGAAGCAGGCAGAUGCCAUACGAACGUCGAGUGCAUUGACGAGCCGAGGGAGCACACCGGUAGUAGCACGCCCACCCGUCCAACAUACUCUGUCGGGUCCAGCGGGAAGCCAGCAGUACCACCAAAACCAGCAUUUCUCUCUCGCCUCGGCUUCCAACCCAACCAUCAAUAACAGAGUUUGGACUUACUCCUCUCUCCGUCCAUCGCUUCCCAUCACGACACGACCUUGCCAAGAAAGAACUAACAAAAGAGUUAUUAACAAGUCUUUUAAGAAAAGAGAACUAAACUACGAUGAUGAUUCACAACUGCUUAAGCUAGUAGAAGCCUAUUGUAGUUUGACUGCAAGGUCACGCCAAACAGUCAAAUCAGCAUUGCUAGAAUCACCACAAGUGCUGAUUGCCGAAGAAGAAAAAAUCAUCGUCGAAGAAGUGCAAGGGACUCGUACGGUUGUAGAGGAAAGAAGUUUGGUUGACACCGUAUAUGCAUUGCGGGAUCAAGUACGUGAGCUGCAGAAUCAAGUAACGUCCCUAGCAAAAGAAGUCGAGCUACUGAAGAACGUUCUGCCCUAAAAUAGCGAAACAGUUAGGUAAAUGGAAUGAUUCAAAGCAGAUGAUGAGUGUGAAACUUUGGCGUGAUAAUUGAAUUUAGUUUUUAAUGAUUUACUAUCCUAUGUUUCUAAGAGAGAUUGUUCCAACAUGAUUUUGUCAAACCCUGGUGGAGGAUCGCGCACAAAAUUUUCAAAAACAAUGUCCAGUACAGCUCCGUCAUCCACUGUAAUAAAUUUAAAUGUAAAUAAACGGUGAAUUAAUGUGAAA
This is a messenger RNA of Daphnia pulex (common water flea), 2255 nucleotides long. RefSeq names its product rho guanine nucleotide exchange factor 7-like. The record is from RefSeq and is a predicted model, not a curated record. The transcript has 16 exons. Gene Ontology annotation, molecular function: protein binding; guanyl-nucleotide exchange factor activity. Bases 162 to 2009 code for a protein of 615 amino acids. NCBI's taxonomy places the organism in Eukaryota, Metazoa, Arthropoda, Branchiopoda, Diplostraca, Daphniidae.